GUUGCUGACGGUGUUUUUUAUGCUGAACUUAAUGAGUUCUUCACCCGUGAACUUGCUGAAGAUGGCUAUGCUGGUGUUGAAGUUCGUGUUACUCCUGCUCGUACUGAAAUCAUCAUUCGUGCUACACACACUCAAAAUGUUCUCGGCGAAAAAGGUCGUCGUAUUCGUGAAUUAACUACUCUUGUUCAAAAGCGUUUCAAGUUCCCUGAUAAUGGUGUUGAACUUUAUGCUGAACGUGUUCAAAACCGUGGUCUUUGUGCUAUCGCUCAAUGUGAGUCAGUUAAAUUUAAGCUUCUCAAUGGUUUGGCUGUCCGUCGUGCCUGUUAUGGUGUUGUCCGUUUUGUUAUGGAAUCUGGUGCUAAGGGUUGUGAGGUUGUUGUCUCUGGUAAGGUUCGUGCUGCUCGUGCUAAGGCUAUGAAGUUUGCUGAUGGUUUUAUGAUUCACUCUGGUAACCCUGCUCGUGACUUUAUCACCACAGCUGUUCGUCAUGUUGAUUUGCGUCAAGGUGUUUUGGGUAUCAAGGUUAAGAUUAUGUUGGAUAGUGACCCCACCGGUCGUAAUGGUCCUAAGCAAACUCUUCCUGAUAUUGUUACUAUUCUUGAACCUAAGGAAGAUGUUACCAUCCUUGAACCUUCUGUUCAAGACUUUGAACCCGCGGCACCUACUAUCACCGAACCUGCUGCUAUUGAAGCACAAUAG
Cokeromyces recurvatus is the source of this 699-nucleotide messenger RNA. Its product is annotated as 40S ribosomal protein S3. Lineage: Eukaryota; Fungi; Mucoromycota; Mucoromycetes; Mucorales; Mucoraceae. Gene Ontology annotation, biological process: translation. The record is from RefSeq and is a predicted model, not a curated record. The annotation marks the transcript as partial. The transcript has 3 exons. Gene Ontology annotation, molecular function: structural constituent of ribosome; RNA binding. Gene Ontology annotation, cellular component: cytosolic small ribosomal subunit; nucleus.